Molecule: messenger RNA, 1242 nt
Organism: Fonsecaea multimorphosa CBS 102226
Lineage: Eukaryota; Fungi; Ascomycota; Eurotiomycetes; Chaetothyriales; Herpotrichiellaceae
Exons: 3
Coding region: 1-1242 (413 amino acids)
Molecular function (GO): O-methyltransferase activity
Source: RefSeq, a predicted model, not a curated record
AUGGCUGAAGAUUUGCAUUCACUCGUCAAUGAGCUCUCACAACUGGCUAGCAACUACGUGCCUACCACAGGCCAUGAUGAUGCAGCAUCUCUCGCACCGAAAGCGGCUCUUGUCAGUCUCUCCAAGAAGAUUAUGUAUUCUUUGAUGGACCCGGGGAUGAUGGUCCAGGCCCACUCCUUGGCAAUGGCUGAGCUGGUGUCUGUUCGCACGCUGUUAGACCUGAAGGUGUUUGAGAAGAUGCCGGCCGAAGAGGGAAAGACUAUCAGCGCAAAGGAGCUGAGUGAGAAGUCUGGCGUUCAGGAUACGCUGCUUGAAAGACUACUGCGUCCGCUGGUUGCUUCAGGAUUCAUCACCCAAUCCCCCGAAGACGGUAGCUAUGGAUCCACCAAAUUCUCCCAAGCCUACACUUCCUUCCCGGGCAUGUUCUUCACCUUGAUGUUCGACCACUUCCUCCAGCCCAUGACGGACCUGCCCAAAUACCUGGCCAAACGCGGGGCCGUCGAGCCGACAUCUCUACUAGUCAAUCCGUACUCGGACUACCACAACGCCAGCGACUCCGGGCUGACAACAUGGCAAAUCAUGUCCAAGGACCCGGAGAAACUCAAGACGUUCCAGCUGGGGCUGAAAAUGGGCGACAACCUGGUUCCUGUCUUGGGGUAUUACAAUUUCAAUGCCUUGAAGCUGACAGAGGAGGAAUUGCAGAAUAACCCGGACAGAGUGGCCCUGGUGGACAUCGGUGGCGGGGUGGGAAAUACCUUGAAGAAGAUCCUGGAUGAGUACAAGGAGUUGGAUCCCCGGACGGUGGUUUUGCAGGAUCAAAAGGACGUUAUCGCCAUGGCUGAGAAGGAGAAGAUUGUCCCCGAAGGCGUGAAAUUGAUGGAACAUGACUUCUGGACCGAACAGCCCGUCAAAGGGGCGAAAGCAUACCUCUUCCGCCGCGUCUUCCACGACUACUCGGACGAGAUGUGCGCCCUGGCCCUGCGCCAAAUCAUCCCCGCCAUGACUACCGCCGCGGGCGACUCCCGCGUGCUCAUCGCCGACAUGCUCCUCCCCGAAAUCAUGACCGGCGCGCAAGCACACACGGCGGCGCUGGACGUCGCCUGCAUGGUCAUGGGCGGCAAGGAGCGGACCGAGAAGGACUUUCACAGGCUGUUUGAGAGUGUGGGACUCGAGGUCGUCCGGGUGCAUAGAGCGCCGGGAGGGGGCGCGGGGAUUGUGGAGGGGAGAGUGAAGAAAACCUGA